Bipolaris zeicola 26-R-13 is the source of this 606-nucleotide messenger RNA. RefSeq lists its product as uncharacterized. Bases 1 to 606 code for a protein of 201 amino acids. The transcript has 2 exons. The record is from RefSeq and is a predicted model, not a curated record. NCBI's taxonomy places the organism in Eukaryota, Fungi, Ascomycota, Dothideomycetes, Pleosporales, Pleosporaceae.
AUGAAAAACAUCUACAUCAUUGGAGCGCAAUCUACAGGCAAGAGCACCCUAGUCAACGCUCUAGAGGGUUGCUUCGGAGAAAGCGGGAAUGGGAUUAACACCCAGCGUCCGCUAAUCAUACGCGAGGUGGCGCGGAAAGUUCUGAAGAAGUAUAAUUUCAAGCGCGAGGACAUCGCGACACUACCAAUACGCGCGCUUCAACUCCAGCAAAGAAUUCUCGCUGCUCAGUAUGAUGCUGAAACUACGGCAUGCCCUGCGGGUGCAUCUACUUGGUACAUAUGCGAUCGAUCCGGACUGGACCCUAUUGUGUAUGCGAAAUGCCUCGUUGGAGAGCAUGCGGCAGCGGAAAUGCUGGCCUCUGAGUCUUGGCGAGAGCUCGAAGACCGAAUGAAAGAGAGCAUUGUAAUAUUAUGUGAAGCGGGCUGUCAAUGGCUAAAAGAUGAUGGAGUACGGCUAAUGCCAAAGGACGAAGGGGAGUGGAUGCGCAUCGACGCUGCAUUUCGUGACCUGCUAAGAAUACGCGGUAUCGAUUUUUCUGUCAUACCCAAGGACAUUGCAAAUCUUGAGGAGCGUGUAGGUUCGACAGGCUUUGUGGGAGAUGAGUGA